Molecule: messenger RNA, 1095 nt
Organism: Trematosphaeria pertusa
Lineage: Eukaryota; Fungi; Ascomycota; Dothideomycetes; Pleosporales; Trematosphaeriaceae
Product: glycoside hydrolase family 76 protein
Exons: 1
Coding region: 1-1095 (364 amino acids)
Biological process (GO): fungal-type cell wall biogenesis; carbohydrate catabolic process
Molecular function (GO): mannan endo-1,6-alpha-mannosidase activity
Source: RefSeq, a predicted model, not a curated record
AUGGCACAAGCCGUCAAAGCCGUAUAUCCAAACCAGAACCUCGCUCUCCUGCCUCAGCCGUACUGGUGGUGGGAGUCUGGAUCCACCGUCGACGCAUUAUUAACGUACGCCGAAGCCACCGGAGACAAGCAAUACGAAACCCUCCUCUCGAGCACGAUUAUGAACCAGGCCACGGGGACCAACGACUUCAUGACCCCUGACGCAACUGGUAACGACGACCAAGCCUGGUGGGCGCUCGCUGCUUUGACCGCUGCAGAAAACGAUGUCCCCGUUCCUUCCGGAGGAGUUCCCUGGCUCACACUCGCGCAAAACGUCUUCAACCAGCAGAAAGCCCGCUGGGACACUACGCGCUGCAAUGGCGGCAUGAAAUGGAAAAUCAACGUCGGUGACGGCACAGACGGCUACCACUACAAAUCCAGCAUCGCAAACGGUCUCUUCUUCCAGCUCGCCGCGCGCCUCGCCAAGCUCAGCAACGACGCUGACGCCCUUUCUUGGGCAGAGAAAGCAUACGACUGGGUCACUUCCGUGGGCUUGAUCGAUGGCGAGUUUAAUGUGUUCGAUGGCACUGACGAUGCGAAGGGGGAGAAUGGAUGUGUCGAUGUCAACCAUGACCAGUGGAGUUACAAUGUCGGCGUCUUCUUGCAUGGCUCUGCGGUCCUUGCGGCGCAUACCUCGGAUGCGAAAUGGCUGGAUCGUACCAAGGGGUUUGUUGCGUCGACGCAGCGCACGUUCGUUCGCGACGGCGCGCUGUUUGAAGAGAAGUGCGAGGGCGAUGGGAGUUGCAACACGGAUCAGGUUAGCUUUAAGGGGACGCUGGCGAGGUGGCUGGGUGGUACGGCCGUGGUGCUGCCGGAGCUUAAAGUGCAGAUUGCGAAUCUGAUGGGCGCGAAUGCGGCGAAGGUGCAGGGUGGCUGGAGUGCUGGGUUGGCGGCGAUGGAUCAGUUCACGGGGUUGGAGGUUGUGGAUGCGGCGGUGAGGGCGAGAGGGGAGCAGCGGGUGGCGGAGGAGGGGAUGAUUGGGAUGAGCAGGAGUGGGAAGAGGGAGGUCGAGAAGAGAGGGAGGAGUGUGGCGGGCAGGGUGUGGUGGGAGGCAUAA